Egretta garzetta (little egret) is the source of this 2537-nucleotide messenger RNA. It is a transcript of the gene LANCL2, whose product is annotated as LanC like 2. The record is from RefSeq and is a predicted model, not a curated record. Gene Ontology annotation, biological process: peptide modification; carbohydrate metabolic process. NCBI's taxonomy places the organism in Eukaryota, Metazoa, Chordata, Aves, Pelecaniformes, Ardeidae. The coding region runs from base 1 to 1233 and encodes 410 amino acids. Gene Ontology annotation, cellular component: plasma membrane. The transcript has 9 exons.
AUGGAUGAUGUGAUUGAGCACAUCAUUGAAGAUGAUGGCUUGACUUUGACUUGGUUGUCUCAGGUCAGUGCUUGGUUCUCAAAACGGAUCCAGACAAAAAUCAAAGACCUUCUGCAACAAAUGGAGGAAGGGCUGAAGACGGCAGAUCCACAUGACUGCUCUGCCUAUACUGGCUGGACUGGUAUUGCCCUCUUGUAUCUGCAACUGUACCGUGUCACAAAAAACCAGAGCCAUUUGCAGCGAUCUCUUGAUUAUGUGAAGAGAAUCCUUCGCAAUCUGAAUGGCAGAAGAGUUACUUUCCUCUGUGGUGAUGCUGGGCCGCUGGCAGUGGGUGCAGUGGUUUAUCACAAGCUGAAAAAUGACAGUGAAUCUAAAGAAUGUGUUGCCAAGUUGUUGCAGCUCCAAAGGACAGUCGUAAGCACAGAUGCUGAACUUCCAGAUGAGCUGCUUUAUGGCAGAGCAGGUUACCUAUAUGCCUUGCUGUACCUGAAUACUGAAAUCGGUCCAGACACUGUCCCACAGUCUGUUAUCAAAGAGGUAAUAGAUGCUAUUAUUGAAUCGGGGAAAAACUUUUCAAAGGAGGAGCGGAAAACAGACCGUUGCCCUCUGCUGUACCAGUGGCACAGGAAGCAAUACGUGGGAGCGGCCCAUGGAGUGGCUGGGAUCUAUUACAUGCUCAUGCAGCCAAUUGCAAAUGUGGACCAGGAGACACUGGCAGAGCUGGUGAAGCCAAGCAUUGACUAUGUGCGUCAUAAAAAAUUCAGAUCUGGGAAUUACCCGUCGUCACUGAGCAAUGAGACUGAUAGGCUGGUUCACUGGUGCCAUGGUGCCCCCGGAGUCAUCCACAUGCUCAUGCAAGCUUAUAAGACUUUUAAAGAGGAUAAAUACUUGAAAGAUGCUAUGGAUUGCAGUGAUGUCAUCUGGCAGCGAGGUUUAUUGAGAAAAGGAUACGGGAUCUGCCAUGGUACUGCUGGCAAUGGCUACUCCUUCUUGUCUCUCUAUAACCUAACUCAGGACAAAAAGUACCUCUACCGAGCUUGCAAGUUUGCUGAAUGGUGUUUGGAGUAUGGUGCACAUGGAUGUCGUAUUCCUGACCGACCUUAUUCUCUCUUUGAAGGCAUGGCUGGAGCUAUUCACUUUCUCUCAGAUAUUUCGGUACCGGAGACUUCCCAGUUUCCAGCGUUUGAACUUGGACCUCAAAGGAGGGAAAACAAAGUGGAACAGGACAGCUAAAAGAUCAUUUUGCAAGGAAACUGAUGCCAAAAGAGAUGAGACUGUUUAGUGCCUCUGAUACUGAACCAACUCGACCCUGGUCUGACGGAUGGAUAAACCCCUUUUCUCAAUCCACCCCCCUCACCCCAAAGGACCAUGAAGUCAUGAGCAUGAACGGGAGAAGCCACAUUUAAGUUCUCUUAAAGUGACACCUUCAGGCGUAGGACAAGAGAAGUCAAGUUUCGAACUUUCUCUCUUCUGUUGUAUUUGUCUUCUUCAGGUCUUUGACAUGCUCUGCAUGUUUAUUGGUGUUGUCUGUUGAUUUGAGUCUUUUGUUGGUAGCAAAAAGCUGGUCUCUGUGUGAAUCUCUGUCCUGUACCUUUGCGCAUGGACUCACAGCAGCAGUGUUGCUUUCUGCAGCGUUGUUACCCAGAGUUCCACCUUAUGCUAGAGAGUUCGCUGCAGGACAGUGCCUAGCUUCAUUAGUGAGCUGUCAACUUUAAAAAGAGAUGAAAAAUGUUUUUAUGUUCAUGUUUUUCUGCUUUUUUUUCUCCACAGUCCCUAGAAGCUAAAGUGAUGGUGAUGAGCCUUUUUUUAUGAAGAGGUAUGAGGCCAUCUCAGUUUUCAGAAACUUAGCAGGUUGGAUGGAAGGGACACUACUUGUCUUCCGCUGCUGCUGUGGGAGGUUUUUUUGAAAGCCUGAAAGAGAGGCUCCCUUUGAUACCCACACUUGGUUAGUGUGUUACGCACUUACAGCAGGGUGGAGAUGCUUGUCCCGACCUCUGCAAAGCCCCAUCCCAUGGCAUGAGUGUAACAAACUGAAGGUGGAGUUGCCCAUCCUAACCUCCCGCUGCCACCAGGAGCAGAGCAGGGACAGCAUACCCGUGCUUCUCCUCUCCUGUACGUGGAUUUCUAAGAAACCUGUCCUGCAGCAUCUAGUACACAAAUGAGUAAGGGAGGGCGCCAGGGCAGUUUCUCACGCUGGUAACCAGGGAUGAGCGUUGCUUCCAAACCAAGGUGGUGAUUUCCUCUGGGCCCUUCCCUCCCUCUCCCAAGCCCCGCUGCAUUUAGCCCCUAUAGUAUGAUAGGAACGAUAAAUACCAGCUGCUUGUGGAAGCUGCAGAAGAUUAAUGAGCAAUCUGAAACCAUUGCUAGAGGCUGCAAUUGAAGUUGAUUUCAUCUUAAAAUCCAAACAGAAAAAGCCCUUUGCCCUUAGUGUGAACUGUGCUGCUAGUGCUUUGCUUCCCCUUGUAGUGUGGUCAGGUUGUGCAACACGAGACCUGCCUCCAGGUGCUCCUGAGUAUCGGGGCCCUUGGGUUGGGAGA